AUGUCUCCUUUACUUAUAUAUGGCGCGACGGGCUAUACUGGCCAUAUAAUCAGUGAGCGUGCGAAGAGUAUCGGCUUGGACUUUGCGAUCGCUGGAAGAACAGAGUCGACGCUUAAGGAUCUAGCAUCUCGACUUCAAGUUCCUUACUACGUGUCCGACCUACACGAAAAUUCUAUCCUUGAUUCAAUUUUGAAAGAUACCCUUGUCAUCCUGAACUGCGCUGGUCCCUAUUUACCAACCGCAAAGCCCCUUUUGGAAGCCUGCAUACGGAGCGGAACACACUAUCUCGAUAUCUCAGCAGAAAUUGCAAGCUAUCAACAAGCACAGCAGUACGACGAAGCGGCCCAGCAAGCUGGUAUCAUGCUUCUACCCGGAUGUGGUGGGAGCGUCGCCAUGCUGGGCUGUCUCGCUAGUCAUGUCAUCAAUCAAGUCAAAAGUCCUAAGACGAUCGACAUCGCCCUUCAUGUGGCUGGAUCAAUGUCACGAGGAUCGGCCAUUAGCGCUUCGAAUAUGAAAGACGGAUGUCUCCAGCUUAUAGAUGGAAGGCUAGUUGAACAAGACACCAACAAAACUGCCGAUUUUGAUUUUGAUGAUGGGAAUGGGAGUGUCGCGUCAUUUCCAGUUACACUACCUGACCUGCUAACCAUCUCAAAAUCAUCUCAUAUUGCAAAUAUUCGGACGUUUGCCCAUGCAUCUGGUAAUAGUUUUUCAACUGGCGAUAUUGCAUUACUUCCUGAUGGUCCGUCUACUGCAGAGAGAGACGCAUCGCCCUAUCACGCGGCGGCCAUUGUGACUUCGGAGGAAGGAAUUACUCACCGGGCGGUUCUGCAUACUCUCAAUGGAUACACUUUUACCUGUUUGGCAUCAGUGGAAGCGGCAAGGCGCGUUUUGCGAAAUGAGAUGGGAAAAGGAUUCCAAACACCUGUGGCAAUUUUUGGAAAGGAAUUUCUUCACGCUAUACCAAUGACGCAGAUCAAAGAUUUCUAG
Molecule: messenger RNA, 987 nt
Organism: Penicillium angulare
Lineage: Eukaryota; Fungi; Ascomycota; Eurotiomycetes; Eurotiales; Aspergillaceae
Product: saccharopine dehydrogenase family protein
Exons: 1
Coding region: 1-987 (328 amino acids)
Source: RefSeq, a predicted model, not a curated record